Molecule: messenger RNA, 3601 nt
Organism: Leptidea sinapis
Lineage: Eukaryota; Metazoa; Arthropoda; Insecta; Lepidoptera; Pieridae
Gene: Nct
Product: nicastrin
Exons: 15
Coding region: 260-2410 (716 amino acids)
Biological process (GO): protein processing; Notch receptor processing
Cellular component (GO): membrane
Source: RefSeq, a predicted model, not a curated record
UCAUAAUAUACCUAACUUUUAAUAUUCACAAUAAUAGAUUAAUAAAGUUACAUAAAUAUAUCUUAUGAUGAAGAAAUGUUUUAAUAAUUAUUUGAAAUGAGAUAGAAAAUUAUAUACGACAUCUAGAAGUAGUUAAUAUAAUUAUUUAUAAGGGAAAAUUCGAAUUACCCUACUUUCAUUAAGUAAAGAUUAAAGAAGUGUAAAGUUGCAGAUGCCUGAGCAUUGCAAAGCUUUUAUUAUCGCAUAAGAUUCACACACUAUGUAUCUUAUUAUAACUGUGACAUUAUUUAUAUUGGGCAUAUCUGAAGUAAUUAAUGGCGAAAGGCUACAUGGACGAAUAUAUUCAUCUAUUGAAGGAAGUGCAGCAUGUUUUCGAAGAUUAAAUGCUACACAUCAAGUAGGAUGUUCAUCUUCUGAUAAUGGAACAGUCGGUGUUGUCCAUAUGAUUAAUGAUAUAUCAGAUGCACAAUGGCUGGUGUACAACUCAAGUGCUGGACCAUACAUUGGUGUUGUCAGCACCAAUACUUUUAAUAGUGUUAUAGGAUUAUUGAUUGAGAAACAUUCUUCUAUUGCUGGGAUCUUGGUCUAUGACAAUGUCACAAUGAGGCCAAGUUCAUUCAGCCCAGAAACAAAGUGUCCAAAUGAUUAUCCGGGAAGUAACUGCUCUUCCCAACAGGGUGGUGUUAGUUGGAAUGAGAUGGGAACUGGUUUAUUAAGAACGGAUAUUCCAUUCCCUAUUUUCUUUCUUCCAUAUGAGAAGGCAGAUGAGCUUGAGAAAAUUGAAAAAUGCUACAAAAGCUUUAAUCUGGAUAAGGAUAAUCAAAGAGGAAAGUCACUGUGCUCUCUCCAGUUGAAUUCUUUUAUGUAUGCGGCUGUUAAUAGUGCAGUCUGUCUAAGAAGGUCAGCAUCAUCAGCAUUUUUGACGUCAACUAAAGUUUGUGAUCCGUUGGGUGACUACAAUGUGUAUUACUCACUUUUUCCACGUGUCCAGAACGAAACGAAAAGCAUGCCAGUUACACUGGUAACAGCCAGAAUUGAUUCAGCUUCCCUCUUUGAUGGUAUUGCACCUGGUGCAGCUAGUGCAGUGGUUGGAAUGGCAACAUUGAUUGUGUCAGCUGUCACAUUGUCACAAAUGAUCCCUGAUACAGAUGCAAAACUCUACGAUCGUAAUGUGCUUUGGACACUAUUCAACGGUGAAUCAUUCGACUACAUCGGGUCGCAGCGCGUCGCGUACGAUCUGAGUCGAGGGGCGUGGCCAGCUGUCAGUCCGCUCUCACCAGCUGACAUUAAGCUGCACAUAGAGAUCGGACAGCUCGGGGGUUCCCUGCAACUGUUCAAGGACAACACAUCCUGGCCCCUGCACGCUUUUGCACCGUACAGCGAAUUGCCUUCAGAGGUCACUGUAUUCCUAGCUAAAAUGGAUCAGUUAUUCGGUAAAAGAAACAUGACGUACCUAGAACCGGAGCUAACUACAAAUCUGCCACCGUCCUCGCUUCAUUCCUUCCGUCGGAUCCUCACAAAUGCCACUCAGAGCGGGCUGCUUCCCGAAGUACUGUUGACCGAUCACAAGCAGACGUUCACCAACAUGUACUACGAGUCGGCCCUUGAUGAUUUUCACAAUAUUGUGUACAAUUAUCAUAACAUCAGCAUCGGCAGUGAUGGAGUGUUUAGGACUACAGAAGAGUUGAUAGCUGAUGGAAACAUGACUGAGAACGAAGCGCAAGUGAAAAUAGCGAAGGUGGCGACCGUGCUAGCGCAGACAUUGUACGAACAGGUCACGGGUGUCGCAUACAACGGCUCGCUGGAGACUUCUGCUCACCUGGUGGACGAAUUGCUCCAUUGUUUCCUUCAAAGCCAGUCGUGCCGGCUGCUCAUAGCGGCGGACUACGCCAGCAACGGCGAGGAGUCUUCGGUGGAGAAGGCGGCGCCGCUGUAUGUGGGCGUGUCCACGUGGGCGACCCGGCCCGCCCUCUACGCCGGACACCUGCUGGCGCUGCUAACGGGCACACACCGGAACAUCAGCAGCGAGGCGUGCAACGCGCUGAACGAUACGAACUAUUCACAAUACUAUUUAAAAGGAUGGGACCACAAAGGCGUUUGUAUACAGACAACAAUGAACUUUAGUCAAGCUGUCAGUCCAGCGUUUGUUAAAACAGAUUACAACUUCACAUCCGGUGAAUAUUCAACGUGGACGGAGUCUGUGUGGCAGACGAUGUGGGUGCGAGUGUUUGUGAGUUCGAGCGGCGCGGGCGCCAGGUUGGCGGCCAUUACGGGCGUGUUUGCGACCGUCCUAGCGGCCGUCACCACCUAUUGGCUGCAGAACUACGCGCCUCUGGUGUUCAGUCUGCCGGCAAGCUCUGCGGUCACCAGUGACGGAGCGUCAGGAAUAUUGCGGACAGUGAACUGUUAGCCGUAGUGUUAAGUAAUAAGAAUUAAAUUAUGUUAUUUAUUGCAUUCCACGCCUAGUAAUUCUUUAACUAAUAAGUGCAAAAAUUUAAACACUUCUAUAUAAAUAUUUAGUUCUAUUUCUGUCCUCACAGAGUUCGUGCAUCAAAUAAAUCAUUUGUGAGCAAAGGAUAUGAAAGUGGUUUUUGAUUAAUUUUAUAUCUUACUAGUUGACCCGACCGACGUUGUUCUGUAUAUAAUAAAUAAAAUAAUGUUUAUAUAUUAAUUUGUCAAUAAUAUUUCAUAACAUCAAGAAUUAUUUCGUAAAAUAUGCACCCUGCAGCAGCUGUCGUAAUGAAAUUGUUUCACAGCAGAACUGUCAAACCGUGCGUCAAUAAAUUCUCUCAUAGAAAUUAUGUAUGGACACAUCAAAGGAAAAACAAAUUUGUUGUUUUUAUUUAAUUUAGCAGCAUUUACCUAUUUAUUCACCUUUUAAACCUUCUCUGGACUUUCACAAAUAAUUCAAGACCAAAAUUAGCCAAAUCGGUCCAGCCGUUCUCGAGUUUUAGCGAACAGCAAUUUAUUUUUAUAUAUAUAGAUUUAAAUGGUCAAUCGCUUUUGGUCGUGUAAUACACAUUUUAUAAUUGUCUGCAUUAUCAUGUGACGCAGCACAGCCUCGAGGAAGUUCCACUUUAAAUUUUCCGAUAUUUUUGCCAGUUGUAAACAUUUCAAAGAAAUUCUUAUGGUUUCAAAUGGAGCGAUUUAAUCGAACAAUUUUCAAGUAAAUUCAAAUUGAGUUCAAUAAGUGAUUUUGAAUAUAUUUUGAAUAAAAAAAAUGAAUUAAAGGGAAUUGACCAAACAUGGUUUCUUUUUGUAUUAGAUUCAAACUGGUGUCAAAAAUUAAGUCUUUUGUGACAAAAUUUGCUGUUUAAAAAUUUUGUAAUGAAAAAGUACAGAUUCUUUCCUUGGCACUGAUAAUUCCUUGAAAGUUAAAUGUUUUUUAUUCAAAUAAUUUUUUUGUCAAAAAUACAUAAAAAUAUAACAAACUCAUGAAAAUUUUUAACCUAUUUUUCGCAAAUAACGCGAACUGCUUACGUUCAUAAGGCAUAUAUAAUAUAUUACAUUAAUCGUUAGUGUCUCGACGGAGAGUUAAACAAAUUAACCAAAAGAUGCCUACAGUGACGCUAAACCUUAUUAAAUUUGUUUUAUAAGUUUC